This is a messenger RNA of Spodoptera frugiperda (fall armyworm), 869 nucleotides long. RefSeq names its product DNA-directed RNA polymerase III subunit RPC9. The coding region runs from base 259 to 633 and encodes 124 amino acids. Gene Ontology annotation, biological process: transcription initiation at RNA polymerase III promoter. Gene Ontology annotation, cellular component: RNA polymerase III complex. The record is from RefSeq and is a predicted model, not a curated record. The transcript is spliced from 4 exons. Gene Ontology annotation, molecular function: nucleotide binding. Lineage: Eukaryota; Metazoa; Arthropoda; Insecta; Lepidoptera; Noctuidae.
UGUCAACUGUCAGUAGAAAAUAACUGUCACCUGUGUGAUUAUUUGCCAUUAUUUUCCUGUGCGAUUAUUUGAAAUUAUUUGAAUUUUUUAGUUAAUUAAAUAGUACAUUAUAUCCGCAUAUACACAUUAUGAUAGUAUAUUAAACGAGUGUUAAAUUGUUUUGAAAUUAUUCAAAUAAAAAGUCCUAAUAUAAAUGAGCCAAAAUAGUUAUUAAUAAUAAAACAAUUUGUAAACACGCUAAAUAACAAUUUUAUCGACAUGGAAACCACAAAAGUGAAUGCUGCCUACCUGUGUAACUAUGAAGUGAUGCAGAUCUUACAACAGCUCAAAGACAGCACACAGAAGAAACACAAACGUGAAGGAUCACUUGCUACGGUCACUUAUGAGACCGUACAUUACCUACAAGAUACAGACUGUAAGAAACAAAAUCCGGCAAGUAUAAAGAAGUUUCUAGACGGUUUGAAGAACUUCAAGUUAACCAAGACUGAGAAGCUUAUGAUGGUCAACACUCCUCCAAGAACGGAACUGGAAAUUCAACUGAUCGCCCAAGAGAGUGAAGAGCGUCUAUCAGAAGAAGAUGUCCGUAAAAUAAUUGAGCUAGCCAAUGAAUGCCUGCCAGCGAAUGAGUCUUGACAUAAUGAAAGCCAAUCUAAAACCGAAGAAAUUGAAUAGUGAUAUCCAUUUUUUUUUUUGUUGUUAGAAUAAGUAAUAGGUUCAGUGCGUUUAAUAAUAUGUUUGUAAUGACUGUAUCUAAGAAGUGUUGAGAUGAAGAUAUAAAUGUAUCUAAUAUUGAUGUAUGUAUUUGUAUAAGUGUAAAAUGUGGUCUCAAUAAUAUAGCACGUAACUCAAUUGAGUUAUCAAAGUUUAAA